Molecule: messenger RNA, 1691 nt
Organism: Brassica oleracea var. oleracea
Lineage: Eukaryota; Viridiplantae; Streptophyta; Magnoliopsida; Brassicales; Brassicaceae
Product: protein TRANSPARENT TESTA 12-like
Exons: 9
Coding region: 178-1641 (487 amino acids)
Biological process (GO): xenobiotic detoxification by transmembrane export across the plasma membrane
Cellular component (GO): membrane
Molecular function (GO): antiporter activity; xenobiotic transmembrane transporter activity
Source: RefSeq, a predicted model, not a curated record
UGUCUUUUUGUAACUAUUUUCCACAAAUGUCUCGGGAAUUAGCACAUUUUCCGGUUCUUAACCUACCGAUUAUAAAAAAACAAUAUUAAUAUGUGUGUGUGUUACUCAAGAUCAUCACGUAUCUGCUCUCAUCUACUCCUUUAUUUUAUAGAUUUAUAAUUUUCCAGAAGAUCGGCGAUGGGAGAGAGAGACGACGAAACAGGAGGUGUAGAGAAGGCAAGGAUUCCUCUGUUAAGGGAUCGAAAUGAAGCGGAGGAAGAGAGAGAUAUAUUGGUGGAGACGAAGAAGCUAUGGCGUAUUGUUGGACCAGCCAUAUUCACCAGAAUCACCACCUACUUGAUCCUCGUCAUUACUCAGGCCUUUGCCGGCCACCUCGGCGAGCUUGAACUCGCCGCUAUCUCCAUCGUUAACAACGUCAUCAUCGGCUUCAACUUCGGCCUCCUUCUAGGAAUGGCGAGUGCGUUGGAAACGCUGUGUGGUCAAGCGUUCGGAGCGAAAAAAUAUAACAUGUUAGGAGUGUAUUUGCAGCGGUCUUGGAUUGUUCUCUUCUUAUUCGCCAUCUCGCUUCUCCCUAUGUACUUCUUUGCAACUCCGAUUCUUAAGUACUUGGGCCAGCCUGAUGACAUCGCCGAACUCUCUGGUACCAUCGCAGUUUGGGUUAUUCCUAUCCAUUUCGCAUUUGCCUUCGUUUUCCCUCUCAACAGAUUCCUCCAAUGCCAGCUCAGGAAUGUGGUGAUUGCAAUAGCAUCUGGAGUGGCACUUGUAGUUCACAUAUUUGUGUGCUGGCUUUUUGUGUAUGUUCUUGAACUUGGAGUCAUUGGGACCAUGGCUACUGUUAACGUCUCAUGGUGGUUCAAUUUACUCGUCUUAUUUACUUACACCACUUGCGGUGGUUGUCCGCUCACUUGGACUGGUUUCUCCAUCGAAGCUUUCACAGGACUAUGGGAAUUCGCUAAGCUCUCUGUCUCCUCCGGUAUCAUGAUUUGCUUGGAGAAUUGGUAUUAUAAGAUUUUAAUCCUGAUGACUGGAAAUCUGAAGGAUACAAAAAUUGCUGUCGACUCCCUGGCUAUAUGCAUGUCGAUAAAUGGACUGGAGCUGAUGAUUCCACUUGCUUUCCUCGCUGGGACCGGCGUACGAGUGGCAAAUGAACUAGGAGCAGGCAGUGGGAAACGAGCAAGAUUUGCAAUGAUCGUAUCAGUGACACAGUCCUUACUCAUCGGAAUAAUAUUUUCGGUGCUCGUUGUAUUUCUUCAUGAUCAAAUCGGUUGGAUCUUCUCUUCAAGUGAAACCGUCAUAAAAGCAGUCAAUGAUCUCUCUAUUCUUUUAGCUUUUACCAUUCUUCUCAACAGUGUCCAACCGGUUCUUUCCGGUGUUGCCAUUGGUUCAGGUUGGCAAUCAUUCGUCGCAUAUAUAAAUUUGGGAUGCUAUUAUUUCAUCGGACUUCCACUUGGAUUUGUUAUGGGCUGGAUUUUCAAAUCUGGUGUUAAGGGCAUUUGGGGAGGUAUGAUAUUCGGAGGAACUGGGAUUCAAACAUUGGUAUUGAUAUUUAUAGUUGUGAGAUGUGACUGGGAAAAAGAGGCACAAAAGGCAAGUGCGCGCGUUAGAAAAUGGUCGACCUCAAACUCACAGGCAAUAAAUUGAAGAUUGCAUAAUUUGUGUACAAUAGUAGAAUUAUACUCCAUAAAGCUAGG